This is a messenger RNA of Coregonus sp. 'balchen', 16946 nucleotides long. Lineage: Eukaryota; Metazoa; Chordata; Actinopteri; Salmoniformes; Salmonidae. The record is from the annotation of a GenBank genome assembly.
AUGGCCAUCCGCAUGGAUAAUCUCCUGCGUGCCCGUCGUCGCCCAUCCCAGGGGUUCGGGUCUCUCCCAGGAACCUCCUGCAAGACUGAGCCCAUGGAGGUGGGCACGUCAACGCCGCCGUCAACAGGGUCUCUGCUCCUACAGCGGGGAGUCGGACCACCCCUGGAACACCUGUCCCAGAAGGAGAACCAGGCGAGGAAGCGACAGGCCGAGGAGCGCUCCUGCACCUUCCCAGGUAGGCGUGGAUGUGCCUUGCUCCACUCUGUCCACCCAGCCCAUCCUCCUCCCUGUCACCUUCCCGGACUAUCCUGGUCCCCCACUGAGUCCUGCCCUAGUGGACUCAGGUGCUGCAGGCAAUUUCCUAGACCGGUCAGUGGCCUUAUCAUUACGCAUUCCUCUAGUCCCUUCACAACCCCCUAUCCCAGUCCAUGACCUAGGCAACCGUCCCCUAGGAACAGGACUGGUGAGCCAGACCACGAUCCCCAUUUCCCUCACAGUUGAUCACAACCACCAUGAACGCAUCACGUUCCUCAUCUUAGACUCUCCUGCACACCCCAUAGUUUUAGGUCUCCCCUGUUACAGUUGCAUAACCCAAGUAUAUCGUGGACAGAGAGGAGGCUGUUGGGUUGGUCGCAGGAGUGUCAGGGGAGGUGUCUCUCGGUGUCUAUCUGUGCCACCUCCGUGGAAAGUCCGGAGCAGGCCACCCACGUCCCUAUCCCGGAGGAAUACCAGGACCUACAGGUGGCCUUUUCGAAGACUAGUGCCACAUGCCUGCCCCCUCAUCGCCCAUAGGACUGCACUAUCGACCUACUGCCUGGUUCUACCCUCCCGUGGGGGCACAUUUACCCUCUCUCGAAAUGCAGAGACCAGAGCCCUCACCUGCCCACUGUCCCGAGGGGCAUAUCUACAUGCCCUCUGAUGUGCGGGACCGUCUCCUCGCCUGGGCACACACAGCACCUGUGUCGGGGCACACGGGUAUAGCCCGUACUAUCGACUGUCUCUCCGACAAGUACUGGUGGCCCACCUUGGCCCGGGACUUCCUGGUUUACGUCUCUACCUGCUCCACCUGCGCACAGAGCAAGGCACAGAGACACCUCCCCUAUGGCAAACUCCACCCGCUGCCGGUUCCACAAUGACCCUGCUCCCAUCUCUCCGUGGACUUUGUCACAGACCUUCCCCCCUCGGAGGGGCACACCACUGUGCUGGUCGUUGUGGACCGGUUUUCCAAAGCCUGUCAUUUGAUUCCUCUGCCUGGUCUCCCUACACCCAUGCAGACCGCGGAGGCUCUCAUCUCUCACGUCUUCCGGCGCUACGGGAUCACGGAGGACAUCGUGUCUGACUGUGGUCCUCAGUUCACCUCCCGUGUCUGGAAGGCCUUCAUGAAAUGACUGGAGGUCAACUCUGGGUACCGUCCCCAGUCUAAUGGGCAGGUGCAACGGGUAAAUCAGUAACUGGGUAGGUACCUUCGUAGUUACUGUCAGGACCAGCCGGGGGAGUGGGCUGCAUUUCUGACAUGGGCAGAACACGCACAAAACUCCCUCCGUCACUCCUCCACUAACCUCACACCCUUUCAGUGUGUUCUAGGCUAUCAGCCGGCCCUGGCAUUAUGGCACUGGAGUCAGAUCAAGGCUCCAGCGGUGGACGAUUGGUUCAGGCGCACUGAGGAGUUAUGGAACACAGCGCACACCCGAUCGUCACCGCAGUGUGGCCCCGGUCUUUCACCCCGGUGACAGGGUCUGGCUUUCUACAAAGGACCUGCCCCUCCGCCUGCACUGCGGAAGCUGAUCCCGCAGUUUGUUGGGCCAUUCAAAGUCCUGAGGAGAAUAAAUGAGGUGACACGCAGAUUACAGCUCCCUGUCAAUUAUCGUAUCGGGUCCUGUCACACCAGCCUUCGCUUUUGCUCCCCAUCCUGUCCAGCUCAGGUGUUCGGCAUCGCCGGCCUUCUAGCUGCUGCUGAACCUGCUGCUGGCAAACGGCCUUCACUCAUCAACCCCAGACUUGUCUCGUCAUCAUUACACACACCUGGUUCCAAUCCCCACUCUAUCACUGUAUAUAUACUCCCUCUGUCAUUUGUCUUUGUCGGUCAUUGUAUAUGUUGCGUGUUUUCCUGAGAGGAAUCUCUCCUACUAUUUCCUGAGUACUUUAUAUUUUGCACUGUGGGUUUCGUCCCACUUUAAGCUAUGGCGCUUUAAUAAAUUCAGUAGUUCUAAACAUGUGACUGCUUCCUGCCUACUCCUCUCUACACUUGUGACACCAACCCUUACCAUAACCACACUGCUAACACUAAUGCCUAACUAUAACCUUAAAUUAAGACCAAAAAGCUAAAAAAUAAAAUCAUAAACAGUUUAAUAUAGCUAAUUUUGACUUUGCAGCUGGCCCAUCUUGCAGAAAUAACUCAGUUCUGCCUUAAGGACAAGUAUCAUCCAAAAAAAUGUCAACCUGCUUAAGAGGCAUUAGAAGAAGACAAAAAUUAAUAUUACCAAUUGAACAUCUAUUGCAGGAUAAAUCAAUGUCAGAGUUUAGAUAGCUGACCAUAAAUGGAUGUUGCAUUUUACUUUAUGGGUUGGUUAUGUAGGCUUCUUCUAACCCACUGUUUUCUACUACAGAUAAUAAAAUAUUUCUUAUAUCUUUACAUAAAAACAACAACAGAGUCUGUCAGAUAUUCAGUCAUUCCAAUUAAUUUAAUACCCCUUGAUAUUCAAAAAUAGGACUUGAAAGGAAAUAUUUAAAUAUCGAUUAGCCAAAUUGUUUUACCUGAGCAUACCCCAAAAACGAAGGACUAAUUAGCCUACUCUGUUGUUAAGGACUUUGUUGUCAUUGAGGACUGUUUGGGCUCAUUGCUUCGAGUUGAAAAAUAAAUGCUGCUCUCGGAAUGGCAUGCUUUGAGCACUACCAAAAAGUGCUAUUUGCAUGUGAAAAAUGUAUUCCAUAUGCUGCAUUUGCUAUAGGUCUAUUGUUUACGUUUUUGUUGGUGACACUUUGAUAUCUCAAUAAUUUGCAGCUGUUUGUCUAUCAAAAGUGCUUGAGUUUGAAUAUGUGUCUGUUAGGCCUAUGGACUUUUUUUUAAAUCAGCACAAAUUAGAUUGAGUAGUAAAAGCCCCACUCGUGGUGUUCUUAAAUUCAACUCAUUUUUUGACAGUAUGCAGCACAAUACCACGUGGGAGUGGUAUAAACUUUCAUUCCAUAGGCUGGGAUCCGCACGACACAGCUGUUGCAAGAGCGCAUUUUUCACUGGCUGUCCACUGGGGCGUAUUCUUUAUGCCGUUUCUGUUGCAAAACGUUUCUUAAACGGAAGCAAACGGAACGAAACGGGGAGGGACCUACCUGAAUUUGUCCAAUAGAAACUCUCGUUUUGCUCUGUUUGCUUCCAUUUGGUUCUUAAACGGUGAACAGUUUCCGUAAUGAAUACACCCCAUGUCGCAAAAGCAAUGAUUGAUAGGCAGCUUAAACUUCUUCAAUUCAACCAUUAUUGGGUUUAACCUCUUAAGGAUCAGACCCUUUUUUUCAAUUUUUGCCUAAAAUGACAUACCCAAAUCGAACUGCCUGUAGCUCAGGACCUGAAGCAAGGAUAUGCAUAUUCUUGAUACCAUUUGAAAGGAAACACUUUGAAGUUUGUGGAAAUGUGAAAUUAAUGUAGGAGAAUAUAACACAUUAGAUCCGGUAAAAGAUAAUAGAAAAAUAUGCGUUUUCUAUUCUGUUUUUUGUUCCAUCAUUUUUGAAAUGCAAGAGAAAUAUGAAAUUGCAGUUUAGGAGCAAUUUAGAUUUUGGCCACUAGUAGCAGUGUGUGUGCAACGUUUCAGAUUGAUGCAAUAUUGGACUAUUUUUUAUCAAGUCUGCCCAAAUGUGCCGAAUUGGUCAAAUGAUACAUUUUCAAGUACAUAACUAUAGAGAACAUACAAAAAUGAUAUGGUAAUACAAAAUGUACGUUUGCACACUCCCGGGAAUGUCAUACAUGAUGGAUCAUUAGCUUAUACACAAACUUUCACACAUCUAGAUGGCCAGGUGGGGUGGGUGUGGAGCCAGAGACAGCAGGGGUUCAAACUGUAGAACCCAGUUCCUACAUUUGAAUAUAAAAAUGGAUUUUAUCAAACAAAACUAUGCUACAUUUUAUCUCUGGGACCCUUAGGAUGACAAAUCAGAGCAAGAUUACUGAAUGUAAGUACAUUAUUUAGCUUCAGAGGGGAAUGUAUCAAACUAGUUGCCGUGAUACGUUUUUUGUUGUUGUGCACUCUCCUCAAGCAAUAGAAUGGUAUUCUUUCACUGUAAUAGCUACUGUAAAUUGGACAGUGCAGUUAGAUUAUGUAGAAUUUAAGCUUUCUGCCCAUAUAAGACAUGUCUACGUCCUGGAAAGGUUGCUGUUACUUACAACAGUCAUGCUAAUCACAUUAGUUCACGUUAGCUCAACCGUCCCAUAUACGGGACACCGAUCCCAUAGAGGUUAAAUACACAUAUACAUUUGUGAACAGCCAUCCACAACAACUACAAUCCGUAAGGUGCAAAUAGCUAAAUGAGAGAGCAGCAGUGUGAUUCGCAUCAAUGCGCUAUGUAGCCUAAUAGGCCUAAGUGACAUCUGUAUCGCCCGUAGGCUACACCACUGCUGUAGUCAUUACCUCUAAGAGUUUAUUCAAGUUGGAUAAUCUUUGGAUUCCGACAACUGUCGCACCAUUGGAAGUAUCCUACAAAAGCCUGUUCCUGCUCUUUUCCUGCGAUCCAUCAAACGCAUUUGGUGUGUCAUCAUAGUGUUCUCUGACUUGUGGUCAGACUCGCUCAGGCAGAACAAACUUAAACUUGCUGCCUUUUUUCAAUGCUGAUUUGAAUGUCAUUGAGAAAACAGAAAGGUGUCAAAUAAUUAUUUGGCAAACAUCCUUUCUGAAUUUAAAAGUAAUCCUAGAAGUAAUCAUCUAGUUUUUCAAAAGUAUCUGUAAUCUGACUACAAUUUUUUUGUUGGUAAUGUAACGAAUUGCAUUUACAGGUAUUUUUGUAAUCCGUUACUCCCCAACCCUGUAUACAGUGUAAACAAGUAUACUUAUAUACCAGUUUACGUUUUCCACUGUUAUAGGCAUUUGGGUUUUGCUCAAUAUCAUUUUCAAUUUCGAUUUGGAUUAUAGAGGUUGGUUCUGUUUGGGUGUGGCUUGCCCUGAUUGGAAUCAUCCUUGUUGGUCAGGAUGUGUUGCACCUGUAGCCUCGUUAGUCUGUCAUUAGUUUCACCCAGAGCUCCAGUGGGCAUGAGAGACCUAGACCACUGUUUAGCGUUCCCUCUUUAAGUUUGUGAAUACAAAGCCUUUUAUUUUGGGUCUCCCUAUUUGGUUUGCUCCACUUUCUUUUUACUGCAUAUUAUAGGUUGGUGUUGGUUUUUAUUUUCGUUUGCCUUUUCUUGUGCAAAUUUAGUGGGCACUUAUGGUGAGUGUCUUUUAGGACCCAUAUUUCUUGUUGCUUGCAACUUUCAGUGGACAUAGGUGGCUUUGAGAACCUCUUCGAAACCCCUACCUGUUUUGUUUUGGUUGUUUUUAGUGACUCUUUGUUAGUUCCCCCUUCUGUUUGAGAGAUCAUUUUUUGGUUUCUUUUUGGGGAAUGUAACAUUCACACAUAGCUUCAUUUAUCUGGUACACUUUACUGUAGGUGUCCUUUGUAUGCAUUCAUAAAGCCUUUAUAACAGCUACAUAACAUGCCGUUGCUCAAUAACUGUUAACGAAGGCUUAUGAUGAAUGUUAUAAUGUGUUAUGUAGCUGUUAUAAAGGUUAUGUGAAUGUGAAAGGACACCUACAGUAAAGUGUAACCUUGUUGGUAACAGAUUACUGAUAAAUACAAUGGAUAGUUUGUAUCUGUGGAUUUUAUAAAUUACUAUUAAAACGUUCUACAGGGUUAUUCAUGCACAUACUGUUGUGGAUUUACUUCUUAAAACAUUGUAAUAGUUAUGUUUUAAAAUAGGGCCUUUCAUGCAGCCACCAUGUUCAGAGAGUCCUGUGUAUUGACAGUAGCAGGCUAGCAGUUGACAGUGGUAUGUCCUAGAUAGUUAAGUUGAGAUAAACAGUGUUAUGAAAUGCCUCUGGACAGACAGAACAGUGUGACUUAGAGGCCUGGGAUGUGUUAAGUAUGGGGUGCAUGGAGGGACACACUGAACCUUAAGAGGCCUGGGACAGAUGAUGGCCCAUAUUAUGUUUUUCCACCAUCACGAAAGGAGAUUUAGGAGAGAUAUGGGAGAGCAAAGAGAGCUGUGUUCCUGUGGGAUAGAAACCAGGAGGGAGAAAGAGACAAAUACCAGGCGAGAGAGAGCGAGAGGUGGAGAAAGAGAAAGAGAGCGAAUGAGGGGGGUGGAAAGAGUCAGGGAAAGAGAGAGGGGCCAAAAGAGAGAGAAUGAGAGAUAAGCACAAUAAGAGAUGACAAGAGCCACAAAGAGAGAGACAUACACUUCAAGAGAGAAAGUAACAAAUGCCAGUAGAGAGAAGAGACCAAACGUUCUCCAUCAUUUCCUCUCGGUCUAUGACAUCAUAGUUACGACAGAUGAAUCAUUUUGGGAGUUGACGGCUUCCAUGAGCAAGAGGAUAUUACUAUGUUCACAUACUUCACCCUCUCUAAUCUAGAAAAUAUCAGUGCAUACACAUGUCUGUUUUGUCAUUAUAUCUCUAUCAUACAGGACAUCAUCAUCUAUGUAUUUAUGUUACCUUAGAAUGAAAGAUUGAAACAAGUCCUGCUGAGAUUGAAACAAGUCCUGCUGAGAUUGAGGCUGUUAAUAUGGACACCGUUGUACAUAUAGACUAGCUAGUUCCAAUACUUACUCAGUCCUCUUCAUCCUUUAUGGGACAUAAGGCAGCAAUAAUUUUCUGCCACUGGAAUAUGUCUUUGGCCACAGCUUGUGUAGUAGUUCCAAUGGGCUAUAUGUAUUGCUGCAAAAUCAUGACACAUGUAGAUCAUGUAUAGAACAUGGAUCUUUUGACUCAUGUGUUUCUUUUCCUCCCUCAAUCCCCCAAAGGUCAAAAGUGUGUGUUUUGGCAGGGUUAAGUGGUAUGCAUAGCAAAGGCACGACCACCAAUGACUAAUACAGAUGUUGGAUCAAUAAUCAGAAAUGUGUCUCUCUUCUCCUCUUUAGUCCCCCAAAGUACACAGCUACCCCACGAUGGACACCGUCCCCCUCCUGCUAAGCAAAGUCAAACCUGAACCUCCUGAGGACCUGCUCUCCCAUGAUCCCCACUUCCAGACACAGACCGAGCCUGUCGACCUGUCAAUCAACAAGCCCCGCCCCUCACCCCCGUCCUUCACCUCCACCGCUUCUCCUGUCACUUCGGCUUUCUCUCCGCCCUCCAUUUCUUCUUCAUCAUUGUCAUUCUCCUCUCUGUCUGUCAUCACCUCCGCCUCGUCCGUGCUCACACCCGGGCCCCUGGUAGCCCCUGGAGCUGCUGUCCGGGGUCAUCAUCAUCAACAGCAGUUUUUGCACAUCAUGCACCCCGUGCCGCCGCCACGCUCCAGCCCCCUGAACCUUGGAGGGGUACAGGGCAGAGGAGGAGUAGGGGGUAAGAUGGGGGGCCACCAAGUGCAUCGUAUCCCUGUGGUGGUGCAGUCGCUGCCCCUCAUGCACACCAAGGCCGUGCGCUCCCCCUCCAGCCUCCACAACAAUGCCAUCAUGCUACCUCUGCUGGACGACCACAAGAGCCACCAUUGCAAAGGUGAGACAAAGAGCGUGCUCUCUCUCUCUCUUAUCUGUCGCUCUCUUUAUCUCUCUCUCUCUCUCUCUCUCUCUCUCUCUCUCUCUCUCUCUCUUCUCUCUCUCUCUCUCUCUCUCUCUCUCUCUCUCUCUCUCUCUCUCUCUCUCUCUCUCUCUCUCUCUCUCUCUCUCUCGUCAUCCUGAAGAGUCAUGUGAGACAAGGCAGAAGACUACCUUCUCUCUGUGAUCUCACAUCUCAUUUCCAAAUUGUCUUCGGUCUUCUCCUCCCUCGCUCUUCUCUUUUUACUCUUUAUGGGAAUGUACAGUAUAUGACAAAAGUGGGACAAGGAUACUUAUGUAACACUUCAUCUUACCUUGCCAUGUACUGCAGUUACUGUACACUAUAAGCCCUGUGUGUCACAACAGUGUCAUGACUGUUUAGUUGCAUGUAUUGUCUUGUACCCGGACGCAACAGCCUGACAUUCAGACAAACAUCAUACUAAACAUCUUCCUGCCUUAUCAUCCCAAUGCCAUAGAUGGAGUUACUUGGGAUAAAGUUAGCCACCCAUACAUAGUCCUGCCUUCUCCUCCCUUCUGUCUCAACAGACAAUGUCUACAAUACAGUAUGAGAACACUUCUGAUCAGAAAUGAAAAGAGAGAGGAGACAGAGAAAGACACAACACCAUCCGGUGUAAUGACAGGCAUGUGUGUGCCCUAUGCUAAAGAGGGACCCCAGGAGAUAACGCACUCCUUCUGAGAGCAGAUGAGAUUUAGAGGAUGAAAAGCUUUCUGUCUGUAAGUGUGAGGAUUUUUCUCCUCGGCCGUCCUAUUGCCUCCAGUCCAAGUAACGAGGACCAGGCAGGCUGCCGUAUUUCUUUCCCCUAAUCUAAAGCACACAUCUGGGUCUGGGUUAUACUUAGAUUUGAGAGAGAGAGAGGAUUUGAGAGAGUGAGAGAGAGAGAGAGUUUUGGAGCAGGCAGGCUUGUUACAGGGUGUGGUUUUAUAGUCACUGUGUGUAAACCACUAGUGACUUUGGGUGUUUCUGUCAAGUGGACUGGAGGCUGUACACUGGGGAGCAGUUUGUUGUAAAAUAACAUUGUUUAUCUGAGGUUGCUGUCCGUCACUCCCUGGCAGAUUGACACACACACACCCACUCAUUGGGUAUGCGGGAGGGUCCACUGAGACGGGCGCUUUAAACGCUGGGUGUCUGCAUUCUGGGAGAGGAGAGAGGACGAAAGAGAGGAAAAACAAGGAUUGCGUAAUAGGGUGGAGACCGAUAUUGAAGAUGGGUGGCAGUGUACAUUGAGAGCACAGACACACACACACACACACACACACACACACACACACACACACACACACACACACACACACACACACACACACACACACACAGCAACACCACCAGCUCCAUCCAGUGUGUGAGAGGAGAGCAUGGGAAUCGGGGUCAGCCCUGGGGUGGGGCAGACACAGUCACUGUGGUUAUACAGCCAGAACAUGAGGCACACAGAGCAUUGCAUUGUACUGUAUUGUACUGUACAGUUACCGUGUGUGUACAUUUGUGUGUGUGCAUAUUUGUGUGUGUGUGUUUUAUGGGUCAUAUAGCGUAAGACGUUACAGAAAGAACAUUGCAUUCAACUGUAGAGUCAUUGGGUUUGGCAGUACUGCAAUGAUAUCCAGGCUCUGUCGCAGCCGGCCGCGACCGGGAGACUCAUGGGCGGCGCACAAUUGGCCCAGCGUUGUCCAGGGUAGGGGAGGGAAUGGCCGGCAGGGAUGUAGCUCAGUUGAUAGAGCAUGGCGUUUGCAACGCCAGGGUUGUGGGUUCGAUUCCCACGGGGGGCCAGUAUAAAAGAAAAUGUAUUCACUAACUGUAAGUCGCUCUGGAUAAGAGCGUCUGCUAAAUGACUAAAAUGUAAAUGUAAAAUGUAUAUCCAAACAAACUGUUUCUCUGGUUGGAAAAGCACUGCAGAGCGAGCCAAAGUACUGUACCGUCCUUUCACUAUAGACACAUAGUGGAAUGCACACUAAUAUGCUUCUUUGUAUGAUUACAUGACCUGUCCCCUCAUUUGACACAUUAUUGUUCUCCUUUUAUGGAGAGUCACUCUCCUUUCAUAUUUUACUGACAGACAGAUUUGAAACAGUUGGAGAUAGAUGAGGAGGAGACACAGAGAGAAGGGAACACUCUGGGAUUGAACCCCAGUCUCCUGCGGGGUGUCACAUAUGUGCAUGGAGCCAGGAGUGUUAACACUGGACCACAGCUCCACACUAUUGUGCUUCUUUGUAGGAUGUGACAUUUGUUCCUGAUGUAUUGAUAACUGGCAAUCAUACUGAGUUGCAGACAUGUAAGAAUCCCUAAGUGUCACUAUAUUAGUCUCAAUAAGUAAUGUUCGUAAUGUCUCCUUGGGAAUUGCUGUUGCUGUAUGCAUUAUCUGUACUGGACUGUAAUGAAGUGUAGGAUCAAGAGAAUGAUGAAAGAACAGCUCUCUUCUCUCUCCCUCUCUCUCGCUCUAUCUCUUUUCUCACUCUCUCUCACACGGACACGGCCCUACCGCCCACCCACCCCCCAUACACACACUCAGGUUGGCCAUCCUCUUUCAGAGAGAGGGGCAUGUGCCCUUCCUCUCUCAUAUCGGUCUCCGGGAGCAGGUUGCCAUGGAAACUAGGCUUGACUGGAAACAAUAGGCAAGAAAGAGAGAGAAAGAAAGAAAUGCGCCAGGGCUCUUCCCACCUCUCCACCAUGUACUCCUCUUUUGUGUCCCCUUCCCUCGCUCCAAAUACACGUUUUCCAACUAACGUCUCUACUAAUCAGCCUGUGUAAUUAGGGGUCUUGCUGAGAAUGUAGAUUCUCAGUCUUGGGGGGAAGGAAGACCCUAUAAAGGAAAAUCAGAGACAGAGUUGUAGUUUUAGUAUUGGCUGUGUUUUCUUUCUGCUGUAAUACUCAGACCUGGGUUCAAAUAGUGAUUGAAAUUUUUCUAAAUACUUUGAGCAUUUGCUUGAGUCUGUCUGGAGUGCCAGUGGGAGGAGUUUGGCAAUUUUGGAGACUACUGUAUGCCUUUGGUUUAAUUGCCCAAAGCAAACUCAAUCCAUCACAGUUUUGAAAGGGUUUGAAUAAUAUUUGAACCCGGGUCCUACAAUAACCCCAUGUCUGUCUCCUGCCUACAGACCCAUAUUAUUAGAGACCAUUAUGGCCACUGUCUGCACUGCUCUGAGACAGCAGCUGAGCUGGUAGAUGGGGGAAGAGAGAGUAGCAUCCAGAUAGACAGCAUACUAGAGAGAGUGUAUAGGACAUGCUUUGUUGUAUAUUAUUGCAUCUAUGAACUAUGGUAAACCCCUCUCUAACUGUAACACAUUGAAUGCACUGUGUACCAAGAGGUGAAACAAAUAUUUUUGUCUAUUAACAUUGACAAGCCACCGGGGUCUGACAACUUGGAUGGAAAAUUACUGAGGAUAAUAGCGGACGAUAUUGCCACUCUUAUUUGCCAUAUCUUCAAUUUAAGCCUACUAGAAAGUGUGUGCCAUCAGGCCUGGAGGGAAGCAAAAGUCAUUCCGCUACCUAAGAAUAGUAAAGCCCCCUUUACUGGCUCAAAUAGCCGACCAAUCAGCCUGUUACUAACCCUUACUAAACUUUUGGAAAAAAUUGUGUUUGACCAGAUACAAUGCUAUUUUACAGUAAACUACUUUCAGCACGCUUAUAGGGAAGGACAUUCAACAAGCACAGCACUUACACAAAUUACUGAUUAGCUGAGAGAAAUUGAUGAUAAAAAGAUUGUGGGAGUUGUUUUGUUAGACUUCAGUGUGGCUUUUGACAUUAUCGAUCAUAGUCUGCUGCUGGAAAAAUGUAUGUGUUAUGGCUUUACACCCCCUGCUAUAUUGUGGAUAAAGAGUUACCUGUCUAACAAAACACAGAGGGUGUUCUUUAAUGGAAGCCUCUCCAACAUAAUCCAGGUAGAAUCAGGAAUUCCAGAGGGCCCAUUACUUUUUAAAAUCUUUACUAACGACAUGCCACUGGCUUUGAGUAAAGCCAGUUUGUCUAUGUAUACGGAAGACUCAACACUAUACACGUCAGCUACUACAGCGACUGAAAUGGCUGCAACACUUAACAAAGAGCUACAGUUAGUUUCAGAAUUGGUGGAAAGGAAUAAGUUAGUCCUAAAUAUUUCAAAAACUAAAAGCAUUGUAUUUGGGACAAAUCAUUCACUAAACCCUAAACCUCAACUAAAUCUUGUAAUGUAUAAUGUGGAAAUUGAGCAAGUUGAGGUGACUAAACUGCUUGGAGUAACCCUGGAUUGUAAACUGUCAUGGUCAAAACAUAUUGAUACAACAGUAGCUAAGAUGGGAGAAGUCAAUAAUAAAGCGCUGCUCCGCCUUCUUAACAGCACUGUCAACAAGGCAGGUCCUACAGGCCCUAGUUUUGUCGCACAUGGACUACUGUUCUGUCGUGUGGUCAGGUGCCACAAAGAGGGACUUAGAAAAAUUGCAAUUGUCUCAGAACAGGGCAGCAUGGCUGGCCAUUGACAUGCAUAUUAUUAAUGUUAGCUCUCUGUGUACAUCCAAUCUCUCCUGGCUCAAAGUGGAGGAGAGAUUGACUUCAUCACUACUUAUAUUUGUGAGAGGUAUUGACAUGUUGAAGGCACCGAGCUGUCUGUUUGAACUACUGGCACACAGCUUGGACACCCAUGCAUACACCACAAGACAUGCCACCAGAGGUCUCUUCACAGUCCCCAAGUCCAGAACAGACUAUGGGGAUGUGCACAGUACUACAUAGAGCCAUGACUACAUGGACCUCUAUUCCACAUCAAGUAACUCAUGCAAGAAGUAAAAUUUGAUUUAAAAAACAGAUAAAAAUACACCUUAUGGAACAGCGGGGACUGUGAAGCAACACAAACAUAGGCAGGGACACAUGCAUACACACACACACGAUAACAUACACACUAUACACACACGUACACAUGGAUUUUGUGUUGUAGAUAUGUGGUAGUUGAGUAGGGGCCUGAGGGCAAACACUUAAUGUGUUGUGAAAUCUGUUGUGAAUGUAUUGUAAUGUUUUUAAAGUUGUAUAACUGCCUUAAUUUUGCUGGACCCCAGGAAGAGUAGCUGCUGCCAAGGCAUGGGGAUCCAUAAUACAUACAAAUACAUAUACCAGGAUUGGUACAGAGUGCAUUCAAUUUCUACUUUAAUUCAGUCAAUUCAAGAAUUAAACUGAAAUUCCGUUUCCAAUUCCAAUUUUCCUCUAUGAUUCUCAAUGAACUGACUAUUGAAAUGGAAUUGAACCCCAAUGCAAGUGUGUAUUUUGUAUUUUACCAUGUACUGUAUGUGCUCCAUAUAUUGACAUUGUAAUAAGGUGUAGAUGAAUUGUCACACAUUUUGUAGCGAUAUUCUGUUGGGUUGGUCAGAGUUUGUUCAUUGCAUUGCUCUGCCUCUGUCCUGGCAGUACUCUGAGAGCAGGAGAAUGCUUAACUAUAGAAUAGCUGAAGGCCCUGGUCAUAUAACCAGUGAGUCGCCCAUUGGAGAAGUUGUGACAUUCUCAAAGGAACAUUAGCAACAAUAGAGCAUUGCUCCAAUCGGCUGGAGGUCAAGGGUCACAUUUGGCCUGGUCAAUGAAAAGAGAAUUUACACAUGUAGAAUUGAGCUUGGUAACUGAGGAAAAUGAAGCUGUGGAUGAUCAGGAAUGGGAAACUGCAGGCCUAUUGCGGGGAGUGCAGGCUUUUGUUCUUGCCCAGCUCUAAAACAACUAACAGUGGUCUAUAAUGAAGACCAUGUACACACUGUGGUCCCUGUUACCCACCACAGGAUUACACAGUGAGCAGAGCUCAGUCUUUCUUAACAUAUCAUUUCAUUCCUCUAUACAUGAAAGGCAAAAGCCUGAAUGUGUUUUACAGAAUUUAUUGUAAAAUAAUAUUUCACAAGCUUUCAUAAUAUAUUUUUUAAUAAAAGAGAGAUGUCUGUACAUUAGUCUGCUGUAGGAGAGAUGUGCUUUUGAACAAAUAGACAGUGAUGUUUUUGUCUAAAGCUCAACCCACACGGACUGUGGGCAUGUAGACACACACACACACAGUUGAUGGGCUAUCACUAUCACAACGUCCCCCACCCACUGCUCAGAGACAACAACAACGCCCAAAUACACUGCACCACCCAGCUUUUUAUCUACAAGGCGGGGGUGAUAGUGGCUAAUAAUAUGUGUGUGUGCAUAUGUGUAUUAGUGUAUGUUCGUGUCUGCACAUGUGGGGGUGUCUCUGGGGUGGGCCCAUCCUCAGUGUAGACCCUGCAGGCACUUCCUGUCAGGAGCUGUCAAUCAUGCCAGACAACUGGCCUGAGGGCAGGACAGCCUGUUUGCAUGGCUACCCAUACUCCUUGCUCCUGCCAAUCGCUACGCCACGCCCAUGGACGUUAUUGUCUUCUCCGCAGUGAGUCUGGAUCUGAGUACCUCCCCGAACCUUCACCGAAUGUGAACACAUUCGGGGCCGUCUGAUUGACCCAGGGUUGGGCUAGAGCCAGAGCACACGUGGGUAAAGCGGCAGCUUGAAAAUGUGUCAUUUGCUUUGGUUAGAGACAAUUCAAACACUGAUGACUAUGUUUUGUACAACGACCCUCGUGCCCCUCGUCACCACAAACAACUUCAAUGAUGGCAGUGUCAUACUAAAGAAUGUAGCGAACGACAGAGCAGCGGAAGACUUCUGUGUGAGUCGUCAGACUAACGGCCUGUAGCAUGGCAUGAGCAUUUUCACUCCCUGUGGUGCCGAACACACAUGGACGCAUGCACGCACGCUCGCACACUCACACACAGAGAGGUUCAGACAGUCUACCGUACAGGAUGUACUGGGUGUUUUCAGUAUCUAUUUUGGUCUGCAGAAAGGGUAAGAGGGCUGGGGCUUUGAUUGCUGUUAGAUGCAAAGAAGAGAAAAUAUAGCUACAGUAUUACAAUUCUGAAAAACAUUCAUUUGGUUUUCUAUGAGUGAAGUGACGUGGCCUUCAUCAAGCUCUUCUUUGAGUGAAAUUUAAUGUAUUGAACAUGACUAUGAAUGAAAUUCAAAGAAAGUAUGUCAGAGCAUUCUGACUAGGAAUGAGAAAUCGGUGUCAGACAGGUCAUUUGAAUAAUACCAAAGUAGCAACAUAGAGGGAAAAUAUCAAAUAAAAUCCAAGUAACUGGAAACCAUGUACAGUAAGAGCAAAUUAUUUUACAGAAAACUAAAAAAACAUUGUCUGAUAUGUUGGACUGUUAUUCGAUGCAUACAGUAUGACAUAUGAUUAAAACAUAUACUGUAUUUUAAGGAGUGGUUGUUGAUAGACAAAACUUUUUGUAAAGUGUAUCGGUUUGUCUGUGUCUGUAUAUGGUACAGUAUACAGUAUAAUGUAAUAUGGAACUUCUGUCUUUGUCUUCCGUGUUUGUGUCUAAUGGCAGUACAAACAAACCCUAACAUCAUACAUAUAUCCUAUCUUAAUUUGACUAGUUUCUCACAGCAGGAAUUAUAAAUAAUAUACAUUUUUGUAGGGGUUGAUAAAAACAAUUCUUAGGAUACAGUGGGGUCUGAAAUUAUUGGCACCCUUGACAAAGAAUACUGUAUAAAAUACAAAUACUGAGCUUUAUUGGUGUGUGUGGCAAAAUAGUUAUAUUUUCAUGUCAUCCAACAAAUGUAAAUGCCUGGCGUGUGCAAAACGGCAAUGGCACUUGGAAUGGAACCGGUGCUAUUGUCAGAUGACAUGAAAAUAGAGCUCUUUGGCCACGCACACCAGUAGUGGGUUUGGCAUCAAAAUAAUUAUGCAUAAGCAGAAUAGAACCCCAUACCUACUGUAGAAUAUGGUGAUGGAUCUUUGAUGUUAUGGUCCUAUAUUGCUUCCACUGGUCCUGGGGCCCUUGUUAAGGUCAAUGCAUGAUGAACUUUACCCAGUACCAGGACAUUUUAUCAAAAAACCUGGUUGCCUCUGCCAGGAGGCUGAAACUUGGCCGCAAGUGGAUCUUCCAUCAAGACAAUAACCCCAAGCAUCAAAAUCCACAAAGAAAUGGUUAACUGACCACAAAAUCAACAUUUUGCAAUGGCCAUCUCAGUCUCUGAUCCCCUUUGAAAACCUGUGGUUUGAAUUGAAGAGGGCAGUCAAUAAACGCAGACAAAGGAUAUCAAGGAUCUGGAAAGAUUCUGUAUGGAGGAAUGGUCUAAGAUCCCUCCCAAUGUAUUCUCCAAUCUCAUAAAACACUUUAGAAAAAGGCUCAGUGCCGUUAUCCUCGAAAGGUGAGGUAUUGAAAGAUAUUGAAAACAGGGGUGCCUAUCAUGUUUACCACUAUCUUUUUGAGAGAACAAUAAUAUUACUUGUCAAAUAAAAUAUCUUUCUCUGAACAAUUACACUGAGUGUACAUAACCUUAGGAACAUCCCCUUUUGCCCUAAGAACAUUAGGAACACACCCUUUUGCCCUCAGAUCAGCCUCAAUUCUUCAGGGUAUGGACUCUACAAGGUGUCGAAAGCUUUCCACAGGGAUGCUGGCCAAUGUUGACUCCAAUGCUUCCCACAGUUGUGUCAAGUUGGCUGGCUGUCCUUUGGGUGUUGGACCAUUUUUGAUACACACGGGAAACUGUUGAUUGUGAAAAAACCCAGCAGCGUUGCUGUUCUUGACACACUCAAACUGGUGCGCCUGUUCAAAGGUACUUCAAUAUUUUGUCUUGCCCAUUCACCCUCUGAAUGGCACACAUACACAAUCCAUGUCUCAAUUGUCUCAAGGCGUAAAAAUCCUUCUUUAACCUGUCUCCUCCCCUUCAUCUACACUGAUUGAAGUUGAUUUAAGUGACAUCAAUAAGGGAUCAUAGCUUUCACCUGGAUUCACCUGGUCAGCGUGUCAUGGAAAGAGCAGGUGUUUCUAAUGUUUGUCCAUUCAGUGUAUAUUAGUAUAAAAUAAUAAUAUUUCCCACUUUUUUUGCAUACAAUAUAGCUCAGUAUUAGUAUUUUAUUUUAUACAGUAUUUUUUGCGAAUCUUGCCAAUAAUUUCGACACCCACUGUAAAUCAAGUCUGACAUUUUAAACCUCUAAUACGCUACAAGAAAAAUUAUCUUCUACCACAGUGAUCAAAUUAAGAUAGUAUAUCUGUAUGUCUAACUCAUGUAACCUCUUGACAGUAUCACAUGUUACAGUACAGAAUAUAAAAUAUGGGACUAACUCUUCUCUGUCUGUCUCCAUGGCAGCACGCACUGACCACAACGGCUUGUCGCCACGGCACAUCAAGAGUGACAGUGACGAUGACGACCUGCCCAAUGUCACACUGGACAGCGUUAACGAGACCGGAUCUACUGCUCUGUCUAUAGCACGGGCCGUACAGAAGUAA